CAAGAAGUGGAGGCAGAGAGAGAGAGAGACGACGCUUGUCCCAUGAAAAUUAUAUCUUAUGUCUCUAAACGUUUGAUUUGCCCAGCGGAGAAGGUAUUUGAAGAAUGAAGAAAGGGAGGGUUCCUGUAUCUGUGCUUGGAAGCAAAGGAGGAAUGAGAGGCAUCACCCCCUAGUGGUUCCAGACGGGUCCAUUACACAGUGCUCCCGAUUUUGAAGAGUCACCAGGAAGGUGGUCAGACAUCAGCUGCACUCAACAGAAUUGCCACAGGACAAUUAUUCAGGAAAGAAGAGUGAAUGGAAUAAUAUGAGGCUCUGUAGUGUCAUCCUGCUGUUGAGCCUCAUCUCUUACAUCAUUGAAGCUGAGCAGAGCCCACUGAUGCAAACCCUCAGCUGCUUCACUGACUAUGAGUCCUACACGGCCUGUACCUGGUCUGAACGCCAGGAGGCAAUGGAGCUUGUCAAGAUGGGCCUUUACUAUAAGGGCGAUUUGGGCCCUGUCAACAUGAUGUGCAAUUCCGAAAAAGGAGACUCUCGGAUACAUUGGAGCUGCAGCAUGAACCAGACCGAUUUCUAUGUGUUUCUGAAUAAUUACUUCAUUUUCAAACCAGAGCUGGAACUGGAAGUCAAACUGAAUGUCAGCCUCUUUGACAAUUUCCAGCCUCCUCCACCCCAGAAACUAGGCAUCGAUGUUACAAAAGAUGGCAACUUCCUAUUGGCAUGGGAAGCAGGUGAUGGAAUGAAUAGAAGCCACUGGCUGGAUGGAGCCCUGAACUUCCACAUAACCUACAAAAGGGAUUGGGAACCCUGGAAGAAAUCUUCCUCUCUGUGGGUCACAAAUACCUCCCAUUGCCUUCUUCAACGUGGUAAACUUAUGCCUGGGAGCACCUAUGUUGCUCGCGUUCGAAGCAAACUGAAGCAAGGCAGUGAUCUUGUGGGCCAUUACAGUAGCUGGAGCUCUGCGGUCACCUGGAAAACAUCAGAAGAUAGUAAAGUUGAAGCUCAGCCCAAGAACCUACACUGUCGAUUUAAUGGCAUUGAUCAGCUAAAAUGCAGCUGGGAGGUGAGGCAAGAGGUCACCAGCUCUGUCUUAUUCACACUCUUCUACAAAGAGAACUCAGGAUCCAUAGAGAAGGAAUGCUCUCCAGUCUAUGUGGAGAAUGUGACUCUCACCCCUCAUCACAUAUUACAAAGCUGUAAGAUCAACGUCUCCAAUCCCAACAGGCAAAGCCAAUACUGCAUAACUGUACGGCCAAAGGAAGAGGAGCAAGUGAUGAAGCCCACGCUGCACAUCAAGCCAGACCCACCUUACAACCUGUCUCUGAAAGUGUUGAACAAUCAAGACUACAGAUUGCAGUGGGAAGCCAGAGUCAUAAACAAGGCUCUAAACAUUCCAAAGAAGUAUGAAAUCUUAUACUGGAAGACUGGAACCCCUGGGGUGACCCAAAGAGUUGAGGAUAACAAUGGUGACCAACAUUUCACCUUCACCUCACAGUUCCUGGAACCAAGCACACAUUACACAGCAAAGGUACGAGCAAAAGUGAACAAAGAGGGCCGUGAUGGUCCAUGGAGCGAAUGGAGUAAGGAAUUUGAGUGGGCAACAGAAAGAGUUAUUCCUUCCUGGAUUAUUCUACUGACAGUACCGGCCUGUAUCAUUUUCAUGAUGGCAGGCAUCUGGUCUUGCCAUGAAUGUCUUCUCAGCAAGAAGAGGAGGUGGGAAGCCACCAUCCCAAGUCCUCCCAGGAUGCUUCUGCUCCCAGAGUUUUUUCAGAAAAUACAGUUGCCAGAUGGCUCAGAAGUCCACAGUAGCCACAGCUCUUUGGAGGAAGGAAUCGGUUAUGCCAACAUAUUUGAGAGUCAAAUGCUGGUUAGCCAUUUGGAGUCUCUUCGACCUGGAUCAGAGAAAAUAAAACCACACACAGUUGCCUCUCAGGAUACAGAAAAAACAGAAGUUCCUUGUGCAGCUGAAGCUGGCCAUUUUUUGACUCAGGCUAUGGCAGGGGAUCAACCAGUCCAUAAUGCUCAUACUCAGAUCUUUGAUUAUGAUGGCCCAUACAUACAUUGUGGACCAGAGUCGUCUCUAGCUGAUGUUCAGCAGAAAUUGGAUGUUGCCCCUUUGGAAAUGAAGGAGACAUCAGUGCUUCUGCAAUAUGUGGGACUGCCCCAUAGUUUGUUAUCCCAGCAAGUGCUUGUGGGGACCAAGAAAGGGAUGGCACCGUCAUUCUCUAUUGUCAAGGAACUUGUGCGGGAGGAGAAGCAGCAGCUACUUCCUAAAAGGCAAGAGGCAUCUCAAAGCCAAUUAGGAAAUGGCAAAUUGGAGGAAGAAGGAAACAGGCCACAAAAUCUUUCCAGAACAAACAGACCUGAUCAAACUGGGCCUUUGGACUAUAUUGACAUCGAAGAUCUAUCCAUAAGCAAAGGCAGGGGCUCAUUAGUUCUGCUCCCUGUGGUGGCCUCAAAGGAAAGUGCAGCAACAGAUGCUGCAGAGUUGCCUGGAACCACUGAAGAUCUUUCAUACCAAAAGAAACCAGAGACUAUCUUCCCAGCUAAGGAACAAUCAUUGGCUACUCCUUCAGCACCAUCCCAGAAAGCCUUUGAUGACUAUGUUUUGAGCCUUCCUGGUAUGCUGGGGUCUGUGCCAAAGGAAGGGGUCCCUUUCUCCAUGGAAGAGCCAAAGCAGGACAAGAGCUUUCUGAUCUUUAAACCUGAUGACAAGAGCCCAAUCUUCUUAUGCCAGGUGGGUGACUACUGCUUCUUCCCUGGCUCCAAGGACAUCAAGGAAGCUGCUAAAAGUCCAGAGGGAUCUGCAGGAGGCAAGCUGCCAGAAACUAGUCAAAAAGUCAAAGAGCCUCUGUCUGAAAGCAAGCUGCAGGCCACUCCUCAGCCCUGCCAAGAUUGGAGAGUGCCUGUGCCUCAAUAAAUCCCCCACCUGGCCCAAGAAUUUUCCGUAUCCUCUUUCGUUUGCACCAUGGUCACUAGCAUGAGCAAAAAACCACUUUGGCUUUUGGGCUGCAGAAAUGUGCUUUGCUGUGCUGAACCUCCUGGUGUGACAGGUGCAAAAUAUUCAAAGUGUUUGGCUCAUGUUAUUGCAUCAUUUCCACGCUGCUUCACAUUUAUUGGAAGACUAU
Molecule: messenger RNA, 3125 nt
Organism: Elgaria multicarinata webbii
Lineage: Eukaryota; Metazoa; Chordata; Lepidosauria; Squamata; Anguidae
Gene: CSF2RB
Product: colony stimulating factor 2 receptor subunit beta
Exons: 14
Coding region: 305-2917 (870 amino acids)
Biological process (GO): cytokine-mediated signaling pathway
Cellular component (GO): external side of plasma membrane; membrane
Molecular function (GO): protein binding; cytokine receptor activity
Source: RefSeq, a predicted model, not a curated record